Rotaria sp. Silwood2 is the source of this 1404-nucleotide messenger RNA. Lineage: Eukaryota; Metazoa; Rotifera; Eurotatoria; Philodinida; Philodinidae. The record is from the annotation of a GenBank genome assembly.
AUGAACAAUCAGUUGACUCCUUAUUGUCGACGACCCGAUAAUGAUGAAAAACAAGAAGAAAUAUCUUAUAUAUUCGGUAAAAAUAUAGCAAACAAUAUUACUUUUAAAGAAUUGAGUGAACAAGGUAUAACAAGUGAACAACUUCUUAAUUGGUCAGCACCUAUCGAUCUUGUUGAACGAUAUGAAAUGAAUAGUCAAACUUCAGAAUUAUUCUAUAAUUGCUCAUCGUCAUGGUUUGGAUCAAAAUGUCAGUAUCGAUUUGUCUACAAUUCAUUUUUGUCAUUUAAUGAAAUUGUUAAAGCUUCGCUGAAUAUUCGUCAGAAAAUUCUGCAUGGCGUAAGUGUAACCACAUGUUAUCGCUUUUUAUCUGAUUGCCAUCGUGGACCAUGGUCUUUAUGUCUCGACUGGCGGCAAAUAUUUAAUGGCAUAGUUGAUUGUAAGAGUGGUAAAGAUGAGCAGUGGUGUGAGACAUUAGAGAUGACAAUAUGUGCUGAUGAUGAAUAUCGAUGUCAUUAUGGUGGUCAAUGUAUUCCACGGAUAUUUGCACGAGAUAGCUACUUAAGUGUUGACUGUCUGGAUGGUAGUGAUGAGAAACAAACCUUCUCCAUCCAUUCACCUUUUGCAGGUUCAGUUUGUGGUUCAAUUAUCACAUUUCGAUGUGAAGAGCGUAUUAAUCGAUAUCCUCUUGCUUUUCCAUGCGGUGAUGGUGAAUUUUUGCCAAAGACUAGUGUUCCACAUAGUGCGAUACCUUGUUCCAACCGGAGAGAUGAUGAAAUGACUAAAACCAUGCUUACUUCAUUGGAUCACAUUCAAGAUAUUAAUUGUCGACAAGCAUUUCGUUGUUCACUACUUUCCGAUCGACCCUCUAGGCUAAUUUUACCUGAAUAUCCUGUUAUGUAUGGUUAUUUUCAAUUUGUCUAUUUGACUAAUCGAUCAACUAAUGAAUUUAAAAUUAAUGUUGGACCUGACUUCGUAUGUUUUGAUGCACAGAAAUGUUCUGGAUUAUUAUCUAGAAUAGUCCCGAUCAAAAUAAUCGAUGGUCUUACAUGUUGCCGCACUUUUGACUUGAUUAAUGAAUAUCCAAGAAACGAUUUUAAUAUGUUGAACUACGAUUUCUCUCGCCUCUAUGAUGAAUGCUCGACUAUGGGUAAUGAAAUUUCAUGUACAAAUUCAUCUUAUUUUCAUUGUAAUGAAUCUUUAAAAUGCAUUUCAUAUCAUCGUGUUGGUGAUGGAUUUAGAGAUUGUUUUUAUAAUGAAGAUGAAUUAUUUCCUGCAUGUCAUCUGAAUGUCUCAAAUCGAUUUAGUUGUACAUCAGAUCCAACCAAGUGCUUGUCGCUUGUAGCAAUUGAUAAUGGACAAGUGGAUUGUCCACAAAGAGAGGAUGAGAUACAUGAGAAUAUAUAG